Molecule: messenger RNA, 3509 nt
Organism: Symphalangus syndactylus (siamang)
Lineage: Eukaryota; Metazoa; Chordata; Mammalia; Primates; Hylobatidae
Gene: DYDC2
Product: DPY30 domain containing 2
Cellular component (GO): Set1C/COMPASS complex
Source: RefSeq, a predicted model, not a curated record
ACCUUCCAGAGUUCCUGGAAGACCUUCACUGCAAGCUGCUAAUAGCUUGGCAGUUUCACAACUCUGCACCUUUGCUCUUGCUGGUGACCUCUGCUUGGUUCCUUUCAGAACCAAUUCGGGUGCCCCACCACCGGGAAGCCGUCCAGUCUCCAUCAGGCCCAAACCCUUGCAGUCUUCCCUGGCCUAGUCGUCUGUGCAUGUACUAGCCUUUCGCGUGCUCUCUUCAGCUUAUGGGUAGGGCAGUGCCAGGCAAGAGAGGCCUUAGUAGAUGUUAGUUGAGAUAGUAAAUGCCAGAGUGGGCGCGGAAAAAUCAAAGGGAAGCAUGAGCGCAGGUGUCAGAGCUCUCUCAAUGAAUAAGUCAAGAAAUAUUUACUGAGCUCCCAGUGUGCCAAGCAUGGGCAGUAUACAGUAAACAAAGACAACCCCUAUUCUUAUUACCUUGCCUACUGAGUGCAAGGCCAGGAACCGUGUAAGCAGACCCUCGGGGAGCUCUGGGAAACACUGAAAAAUAGCCUCUCCCCCCAUUGGUGAGUGUACCCUAAGUUGGUCUGAGUGGGCUUUAAAAGGCAUUCCCUUGGCCAGGCUCAGUGGCUCACGCCUGUAAUCCUAGCACUUUGGGAGGCGGAGGUGGGCGGAUCACCUGAGGUGAGGAAUUCGAGACCAGCCUGGCCAACGUGGAGAAACCCCAUCUCUACUAAAAAUACGAAAAUUAGCUGGGCGUGGUGGCGCACACCUGUAAUCCCAGCUCCUCGGGAGGCUGAGACAGCGGAAUUGCUUGAACCAAGGAGGCAGAGAUUGCAGUGAGACGAGAUUGUGCCCCUGCACUCCAGCCUGGGUGACAGAGUGAGGCUCUCUCUUAAAAACACAAAAUAAAAGGCAUCCCCCUUGACUCCUUCCCCUCCAGCCCUCACAUUGUGGCUCUAUGAUGGCUCUACUGUCUUUGUACCAUAUCUUAGUGACUGUUGGGCAAACACAUUUCAUUCAGAUCAUUGUUGAAAAUGGGCAAUUUAGAGUACGUGGAGAUAUGCCAAUACGGCUUGCCACAUGUAACCAGUGUGGCAGCCACCCAAUGACCAGGGAAUGCAGAGUUGGUGAUUCUGCCUUCUGGGAAGGACAGUUCUACAGUGAUCCAGGCAAAGUAGAUUGGUAACUACAGAUUGCUUGGAGAUUUUGUUAACAUGCAAGUUCUGAAUCUGUGGGGUGGGGUGGGACUUGAGAUUCUGCAUCUCAACAAGUCCCAAUGUGUCCGGAAUUGGUGGGUUCUUGGUCUCACAAGAAUGAAGCCGCGGACCCUCGCGGUGAGUGUUACAGUUCUUAAAGGCGGCGUGUCUGGAGUGUUCCUUCUGAUGUUCAGAUGUGUUCGGAGUUUCUUCCUUCUGGUGGGUUCGUGGUCUCGCUAACCUCAAAAGUGAAACUGCAGACCUUUGCGAUGAGAAAACUGAGGCUGAGAGAGACUGAGUCACUUGCUGAAGAUCACACAGCUAAUAGGUGGCAGAAUCAGGACUGGAACUUGGCUGCCAAGAUGGAAACUAACUACCUGAAGAGGUGCUUUGGAAAUUGCCUGGCCCAGGCACUGGCAGAGGUGGCGAAGGUUCGGCCCAGUGACCCAAUAGAAUACCUGGCUCACUGGCUUUAUCAUUAUGGGAAAACAGCGAAAGCAAAAGAAGAGGAACUGACUUCUGAAACUGUUUCCACAAAGACCAUAUUCAGGCAGGAGGACACAAACCCCCUUGAGAAGGAGGCCUUGAAGCAGGAAUUCCUGCCAGGUACUUCCAGUCUGAUUCCAGGAAUGCCUCAACAGGUUCCUCCUUCAGAGUCUGCUGACCAGAUUGACUGGAACUUCAAAAUGCCACAAGAAAUAAAUUACAAGGAGGCUUUUCAGCAUGAAGUUGCUCAUGAAAUGCCUCCUGGCUCCAAAUCUCCUUCUUAGGUUACCAGAAGGUAGAUGCUUCUGAUUUACUUCUCUCAAAGCUGAAAGCCAAGAAAAUGGCCAGCUAGAACCAAGAUUUAAGGGGCUGUAAAAGGAGAGUUCAGGGACUCUCCAGCCUACUCCUGUUCUGAAAAACCCUUAAUCAUGUGGAUAUUUGAACUAGUUAUAGGAUAAAAUAAACUCAGAAUAAGGAUUUAAAACAAGUAACCAAAUGGCUGUGACUUUUUCCUCUUGUUUUAUCAUUGUUCUGGAGACUACACAGUGAAAACACAUCUGUUGGGGUGAUCAGACCCAACACCAGGCCGUGGGAGCUACAGAGUCUGGCAGAGUCAAUGGAAUGAGAAAAGACAAGUUAAGAGAGAAAGUGGGACCAGGGGGCCGACACUAGUAUGGAGGCUGUGAAGGCCCUGAGCUCUGGAAGCCCACGCUAUUUAUUGGUGAUCAAACAAAGAAACCGGUGGUGAGGAUGUGGGGGUUGAAAGGAAGUAGUGUAUCAAGCGAAUGAACUACAGCUGUGAUGGUUUAGCAUGUUCUUUGAAACAUGGCUACUGGAGAUAACGGGAGUGCUAGAAGCAAGGAGUCAGCAAGUCUGGACACAUUACAAAGGCCAUGAGGGAUUUUAUCCUGGACCCUGGACAUGUUCCAAGCCCUGCCUCAGCUUUUCUCCUAACACUAAGCUUUCCUCCCAACACACAUCCAUCUCAUGUAUUCAUGUCUUAACUUUUGCUUCACUUCACAGUCAGGCCUUUCAGAGUAUUUUUUACACAUAUCCUGGAGUCUACCUAUGUCACUGAUAGCAGAUAUUUUUCUUCAACAUAUAUUACCAAUUUUUUAAUACUUUUUUUCAAUUUUUGUAAUUAUGGUAAAAUACAUGUAAGACGUACCAUCUUAACCAUUUUUAAAUGUACAGAUCAGUUGUAUUAUGUAGAUUCAUAUUCUUGUGCAACCAUCACCACCAUCCAGCUGCAAAACUCUUUCAUCUUGCAAAACUGAAACUCUACACCCAUUAAACAAUAACUCGCCAUUUCUCCCUCUCCCCAGCCCCUAGCAACCACCAUUCUUUCUGUCUCUGUGAUUUAGAUUACUCUGUAAGUAUGUUGUAUAAAUGGACUCAUACAAUAUUUGUCUUUUUUGUGACUGGCUUAUUUCAUUUAGCAUAAUGUCCUCCAGGUUCAUUCAUGCUGUAGCAUGUAUCAGAAUUUCCUUCCUUUUUAAGGUGGAAUAAUAUUCUGUUGUAUGUUUAUACCACGUUUUACAUAUCCAUUUAUUUCAUUGUCCAUCAGUGGGCAUUCAUCCAUCAGGAUAUGUUCACAUUUUAGCAAUUGUGAAUAAUGCUGCUGUGAACAUGACUCUACAAAUAUCUCUUCAAGACCCUGCCUUCAGGUCUUUUGAGUAUAUGCCCAGAAGUAGAAUUGCUGGAUCGUAUGGUAAUUCUGUUUUUAAUUUUUUGGGAAGCCGCCAUUCUGUUUUCCACAGCAGCUGUACCAUUUUACAUUCCCACCAACAGUGCACAGGGUUCCAAUUUCUCCACAUCCUCGCCAACACUUGUUAUUUUGUUGUUGUUGUUGUUGUUGUUGUU